Cavenderia fasciculata is the source of this 288-nucleotide messenger RNA. RefSeq lists its product as uncharacterized. The coding region runs from base 1 to 288 and encodes 95 amino acids. The record is from RefSeq and is a predicted model, not a curated record. Gene Ontology annotation, cellular component: COP9 signalosome. The transcript has 3 exons. NCBI's taxonomy places the organism in Eukaryota, Evosea, Eumycetozoa, Acytosteliales, Cavenderiaceae.
AUGAGAGUUAAAAAUUUGAGAAACUAUCUUCAAGAUGUAAAGGAAAAGAAGAUUCCAUUUGAACACAGUGUUUUAAGACAAAUUGCCAGUUUGUGUAACACUUUACCAGCUAUCAAUUCUGAAGAAUUCUCAAAUACCUUUUUACAAGAAUACAAUGAUGUCUUGCUUGUUACUUAUCUUGCAAGUAUCACUAAAAACUCUGCUGUAUUAAAUGAAUCUAUCGAUAGAUAUCUCGUAUCACACGAGAGACAAGGAAAGAGAAGACCAUUUAUGAGAGAAAAUAAUUAG